Molecule: messenger RNA, 1236 nt
Organism: Merops nubicus (carmine bee-eater)
Lineage: Eukaryota; Metazoa; Chordata; Aves; Coraciiformes; Meropidae
Product: rasGAP-activating-like protein 1
Exons: 9
Biological process (GO): regulation of GTPase activity
Source: RefSeq, a predicted model, not a curated record
CUGGUGGAGGACACAGUCCUGCCCCUCCCAUACUACCAGCCCCUCAUCCAGCUCCUCACCGAGCCCAUCCUCUGCCCAGGCCAGCCCCCCGCUGGCACGGCUCUGGCCAUCCUGGAGGAGGUGACCUCAGGGGAGAGCCGGCAGGAUGUGGCCACCAAGCUGGUGAAGAUCUUCUUGGGGCAGGGGCUGGCAGUGCCCCUCCUGGACUAUCUCACCACCCGUGAGCUGGCCAGGACCACGGACCCCAACACCCUCUUCCGCUCCAACUCACUGGCCUCCAAAGCUGUGGAGCAGUUUAUGAAGGUGGUGGGGCUGUCCUACCUGCACGAGGUCCUGAAGCCCGUGGUGAACCGCAUCUUCGAGGAGAAGAAGUACGUGGAGCUGGACCCCGGCAAGAUGGAGCUGAGCCGUUGCAGGAGGUUCUCCCUCAAGGGGUCCCUGUCAGAGGCGCAGGUUCGGGAGAGCAGCCUGGGGCUACUGAAGGGCUACCUGGGCGACAUCGUGGAUGCCAUCGUGGGCUCGGUGGAGAAGUGCCCCCUCCUGAUGAGGGUGGCCUUCAAGCAGCUCCGCAGGCGGGUGGAGGAGCGGUUCCCCUCGGCACAGCACGAGGAGGUGAGGUACUUCUCCAUCAGCGGGUUCCUCUUCCUCCGGUUCUUCGCCCCCGCCGUCCUCACCCCGAAGCUCUUCAGCCUCCGGGAGCAGCACGCUGACCCCCGCACGCCGUGAGCCCCUCCUGGCGUGGGACAGGCACUGCAGAGCAUCGGCAACCUGGGGCUGCAGCUGGGGCAGGGCAAGGAGCCAUGGAUGGCCCCGCUCCACGCGGUCCUGCUGCCCAGCAUCACCCGUGUCAGAGCCUUCCUGGACAGCCUGGUCGCCGUGGAGAGCACCGAGGAUGCCUCCCUUCCCGACCAUGCCGUGGGCACAGCGGGCGAGGAGCCAGUGCCACCGUCACUCUUCAGCCCCUCGGCCACCAUCAAGGAGGGCUACCUGCACACCCGCACGGCGCGGGGGACCCUGCUGCCCCGCUUCACCUUCAAGAAGAGGUACUUCUGGCUCAGCACCGAGGCCCUGACCUACUCCAAGUCCCCCGAGUGGCAGGUGCGUUGCUCCAUCCCCGUGCCCUGGAUGCGGGCGGUGGAGCGGGUGGACGAGGGCACCUUCCAGCACCCCCACGUCAUGCAGAUCGUGGCACAGGAUGGCACCGGGCAGCUCCACACCACCUACAUCCAGUGCAAG